AUGCCGAUCGAGAUGCCGCGGGGGUUGCCGUUCGCGGUGGACACGUGGACGCCUGCGUCGUCGCUGAAGCGCCACCGCUUCCUCACCCACGCCCACCGCGACCACCUCGCCGGCAUCGUCGCCACCUCGGCCGUCUCCGCCUCCUCCUCCUCCCCGGUCUACGCCUCCCGCCUCACCAUCCUCAUCGCCCUCCGCAUCUUCCCCCAGCUCGACCGCGCCGCGUUCGUCGAGCUGGACGUCGGCCACCCGCCGCUGCGCGUCCCCGACCCCGACGGCGACUUCACCGUCACCGCGCUCGAAGCCAACCACUGCCCAGGCGCCGUGAUGUUCCUGUUCGAGGGCCCCUUCGGCUCUGUCCUGCACACGGGCGACUGCCGCCUGACGCCGGACUGCCUCACCGCCCUGACGCCGCCCCACCUCGCGCGCCGCAUCGACUACCUCUUCCUCGACUGCACCUUCGCGCGGUGCGCCCUGCGGUUCCCCACCAAGGAGGACUCCAUCCGCCAGGUGAUCAACUGCGUCUGGAAGCACCCGAGCGCGCCGGUGGUGUACCUCGUCUGCGACAUGCUGGGGCAGGAGGACGUCCUCAUCGGGGUGUCCAAGGCGUUCGGGUCCAAGAUCUACGUCGACAGGGAGAGGAACUCCGACUGCCACCAGACGCUGACGCACGUCGAGCCGGAGAUCCUCGCGGCCGACGACGCCGCGGCCUCCACCCGCUUCCACGUCAUCCCGUUCCCACGGCUGUCGGAGCGGGCCACGGAGAUCCUCGCGCUGGCGCGCGCCGCGCACCAGCCGGAGCCCCUCAUCAUCAGGCCCUCCUCGCAGUGGUACGUGUACUACGACCCACCGCCACCGGAGGAGUCGGCGUCGACGCAGCAGCAGCAGCAGAAACCGGUGCUGACGGAGGCGAUGCGCGACGAGUUCGGGGUCUGGCACGUCUGUUUGUCGAUGCACUCGUCCCGGGACGAGCUGGAGCAGGCGCUGGGGAUCCUCAAGCCCAAAUGGGUCGUCUCCACCACGCCGCCGUGCAUGGCGGUGGACCUCAGCUAUGUCAGGAAGCACUGCUCCCUGUCCCGGUUUGGCCCUGAUGAUCCCCUCUGGAUGUUGCUCGGGAUACCUGAUGGAAUGUCUACUGUCACCGGCUCGCCGCAGGCGAUGCUGCUGACAGCACAAGCUGUCGAGAAGAGCGACCAAUUGUUCAGUUCUUGCGUUCAUGAGUGUGCCUCUGAUGAUGACAGCCAGGUAGUAGAGGAGGUUGCAGAAGCAGCAGUGAUUGAUUUUGAGAUCAGAGUUGAGCCGCCUGUCACGCUUUUCGGAAGUGCAAGGUUCGGAUUACCGCAACAUGAACCUGAACUGUGGAACUACGAGUAUGAGAGUGUUGAGAUCAUUGGUGAUGUUGAGCUUGAAGUCAAUGAUUGUGCCGCUGAACCUGGGUUUUGUAGCAAUAACAAGCCUAUUGAAGUAGUUGAGUUAACUGAAGCUGCAACAAAGGAGCAGAAUUCAGUUUCUGAAUCUGGGUUUUGUAGCAAUAGCAAGCCUGUUGAAGUAGUUGGGUUAACUGAAACUGCAACAAAGGAGCAGAGUUCAGUCUAUGAAUCUGAGUUGUUGAAGGACAGCAAAUCUGAUGAUCGAGUAGAAGUAGUUGAUUUAACUGAACAUGGAAGGAAAUAUCUGAAUUUGAGGGCAGAGAGUGAACAGAGUAAUAAAGAUGACAAAGGGAAUGGAGAGUCUGAAUCGGGGCUCAAGAACAGAAUCUGA
Miscanthus lutarioriparius is the source of this 1758-nucleotide messenger RNA. Lineage: Eukaryota; Viridiplantae; Streptophyta; Magnoliopsida; Poales; Poaceae. The record is from the annotation of a GenBank genome assembly.